This is a messenger RNA of Mangifera indica (mango), 1263 nucleotides long. Its product is annotated as vacuolar protein sorting-associated protein 32 homolog 2. The record is from RefSeq and is a predicted model, not a curated record. The transcript is spliced from 8 exons. NCBI's taxonomy places the organism in Eukaryota, Viridiplantae, Streptophyta, Magnoliopsida, Sapindales, Anacardiaceae. Gene Ontology annotation, biological process: vesicle budding from membrane; late endosome to vacuole transport via multivesicular body sorting pathway. The coding region runs from base 196 to 852 and encodes 218 amino acids. Gene Ontology annotation, cellular component: multivesicular body; ESCRT III complex; cytoplasmic side of plasma membrane.
AUUAAAAUAGUGUGAAAACGACACCCCGUACAUAAAAAUAGAGUCAAAACAACACGAUUAAGAUAACCUUCACAAUCUCUAUAGAUAUUCAUAGAUCUCUUUUUCUCUCUCGCGCGUAUCGUUUGAUCGAACUCCCGAAAUUAAUUUAUUUUCAAGGCAAGAUCGAGGGUUUUGUGUAAUCUCCGAGAAUCAACCAUGUUUAAUCGGCUUUUUGGGAAACCUAAACAGGAAACCAAUGCUUUAACUACGCUUGACAAGUUAAAUGAGACUCUUGAAAUGCUUGAGAAAAAGGAGAAAGUGCUCCUGAAAAAGGCUUCUGUAGAGGUUGAAAGGGCCAAAGAAUACUCCAGAGCAAAGAACAAAAGAGCUGCUAUACAAUGUUUGAAGAGGAAGAGGCUAUAUGAACAACAAAUAGAGCAGCUUGGGAAUUUUCAAUUACGCAUUCAUGAUCAGAUGAUUAUGUUAGAGGGUGCGAAAGCCACAACUGAGACUGUAGAUGCAUUAAGGACAGGAGCAUCUGCAAUGAAGGCAAUGCAGAAAGCAACGAAUAUAGAUGAUGUGGACAAGACCAUGGAUGAGAUCAAUGAGCAGACAGAGAACAUGAAACAGAUACAGGAAGCAUUGUCAACUCCUAUUGGUGCAGCAGCCGAUUUUGAUGAGGAUGAGUUGGAAGCAGAACUUGAAGAACUGGAAGGUGCAGAGUUGGAAGAACAGCUUCUUCAGCCUGCCACCACAGCUCCGGCAGCACCAGUGCAAGUUCCUGCUGGCAGGCAACAAGCUCGCCCUGUUGCACAGAAGCACACAGCUGAGGAAGAUGAACUUGCUGCAUUACAAGCUGAGAUGGCACUUUAAGCAGCGGUUGUUACUCAGAUAUGAAGUGUAUGUUUUAAAGACUGGUCAUCCUCUAUACGGAGAUCUGUACUCUUCCAAUCUUGCAUCGAGAUUUCUGUGUGCAUUCAAUGAAUAGACUGUAUAUACAAUUGCAUAAACCAAAAUGAAGUCCCACUCAAAAUAUGUAAUAUGUAUUAUGCUUUCUAAACCUUUGAAUUGAGUUUAUUGUCUGGUGAUGUCUUUUUUUAAUUUUUAAUUUUGGAAAGUUUAUUUAGUUGUGGGAGGCUUUGGCAAAAUUUAAAUCUCAUGAAAUACUGCCAAUUUGUAAGUCACAUAUAAAGGAAAGUGUUGCAAAUAUAUGAUUGAGUUGUUAUCAUCAUAAACACUAUCAGUAUUAUUAUUAAUAUUGAGGCAGAAAGAAAUUUCAUCUUA